GAGCUCUUGUGAGAAAUACAGGGAGAUCCCGAGACCAUAAAGGAAACCCAGAAAGAAAAUCAAGGGAAAAGCUGUUCAGAAAAGCCCUGGAUGGGCACGACAAAAACAGUGAUAGGAAGUCAUACAACUGCAUGACAUGAUGAGAAGCUUUCUUCAUCUGUUGACGGUGUCCUUGAUUUUCUUCUUUCUCCAAGAAUGUUGGGGCCGGAAUGAAGAGGAACGCCUCAUCAACUAUCUUUUUAAGGAGCGUGGCUACAACAAAGAGCUUCGUCCGGUCCAAAAUAAAGAUGAUACUGUAGAUAUUUAUCUGGCACUGACACUUUCUAAUCUGAUUUCCUUGAAAGAAGUUGAUGAAACAUUACUAACAAAUGUGUGGAUGGAGCAUGGCUGGACUGAUUAUAGACUUGAGUGGAAUGAAACAGAGUUUGAUAACAUUCCUGUUCUGCGCCUGCCGCCAAGUAUGGUGUGGUUACCAGAGAUUGUUCUUGAAAACAACAAUGAUGCCCAGUUCCAGGUGGCCUAUUACUGCAACGUAUUGAUCUAUCCCAGUGGAUAUGUGUACUGGUUGCCUCCAGCUAUAUUUAGAAGCUCCUGCUCUAUAAACGUCAACUACUUCCCUUUUGAUUGGCAGAACUGCUCACUAAAGUUUAGCUCAUUAACUUACAAUGCCAAAGAGAUUAGCUUACAUCUGAAAGAGGAGCAGGACGAGGAUGCAAAGUCCUACAAGGUGGAAUGGAUCAUUAUUGAUCCUGAGGGAUUCACAGAAAAUGGUGAGUGGGAAAUUGUUCACAAGCCUGCCAGGAAAAACAUUUAUAAAAACAUCCCAAUGGAAAGCAACAAGCACCAGGAUAUCACCUUUUACCUCAUCAUUAGACGUAAACCUCUGUUCUACGUUGUCAACAUCAUCAUUCCCUGCGUGCUCAUCUCUUUCCUGGCCUCUCUCGUCUACUACCUGCCUGCAGACAGUGGUGAGAAGAUGACAUUGUCCAUCUCUGUGCUGCUGGCUCUGUCUGUGUUUCUGCUGCUAAUUUCACAGCGUCUGCCUGAGACGUCUAUGGCAGUUCCCUUAAUUGUGAAGUAUCUGAUGUUUAUCAUGGUACUGGUCACUGUGGUGGUGCUGAAUUGCGUAAUUGUGCUCAACUUGCAUUUUCGGACCCCCAGCACCCAUGUCAUGACCGAAUGGACCAAAGAGUUCUUUUUGGAGCGACUGCCUCGUCUACUCCGCAUGUCCCGUCCAUCCGAUGACAAACCUAGCCUGGAGGGGGCGCUGCCGCGGCGUUCCAGCUCAGUGGGGUACAUCGCCCAGGCCGAGGAGUACUAUAGUGUUAAAUCACGCAGCGAACUGAUGUUUGAGAAGCAGUCUGAGAGGCAUGGCAUGGCUGCACGCCCCACUCCCAAAGCUACCUACACAUCCAGUAAUGACUCAGAGGUGUCGGAACAGCUGUACAACGAGAUGAAGCCAGCGGUGGAAGGAGCCAAUUACAUCGUUAAGCACAUGCACGACAAAAAUGACUAUAAUGAGGAAAAGGACAACUGGAGUGGGAUUGCCAGGACAGUGGACCGACUCUGCUUCUAUGUGGUCACUCCAGUUAUGACGUUAGGAACCAUCUGCAUCUUCCUGAUGGGCAUCUACAACCAGCCACCAGCGCUGCCCUUCCAGGGAGACACUUUCACCUAUACAGAAGAAAACAAGCGCUUUUCAUGACCUCUGUACACCACACCAGUGUGCUAGAUGAAUAAUGAAUAAUAGCCCCAGCGCUCUGUGAAAUAUCAUAAAGGAUAUUCUGACAGCAAUGCAAAGCAUGAAUAUAAAUUACUCUCCAUUUAGGCUUAUGCAGGCUUGAUUACUUAUAUUAUGUAUGUGGUUUAAUAAGUGUGCCAAAUGAACCUCUUCUGCUGUGAGAAGGGGAAUAAAAUAAUAAUUCUUGUCUUUUCCUCCUGGGUGUAAUUGUUGUUUCAGUGGGUAAUCAAAGUUUUUCCACAGCCAUUUUUGCUGUGUUGUUACUGCAGAACAAUCUCACUGGGACAUGUUCAGAACAGAAACAACCUAAUCCAUUGAGAGGAUCAUGGACAUGCAAGGAAAGUAGAACCCACUAUUUUAAAUUAUAAACAUACAGUUAUAAAUGGAACAGCUCACAAACCAGCUUGAAAGUCUGUUAUGCAAUUAUAUAAAUAAAUCAUAAAUACUGCACUGCAAUGUUUCACCACUAGGGUGUAGUAUUGCACUCAAAAUCUGUUCACUGGUGUGUUAUUGAAGUACUUGAGCUAUUAUACAGCACCACAGGGACAGGAGAAGGAGAAAAGCCACUGGAGUGAAAAAUAUAGAGGUUUGAUUAUGCAUAGUGUAAUAGACCAUAGUUGAUUCAUUCAAUCUUUAGGUCUAAAAUACAUCCUGUCAUUAAAGUACAUAAAUCUUCCUUGGUGGUGGAAACACAGAGAAGCAGACACGGUAAAAACAGGUUUGAAAUGGAGAAAACUUGAUUUUGUGUGCAAACCUACCCAUGCAAAUGUCACUGUCAUGAUACAAGGGUUUGUGGUUGUUG
Sinocyclocheilus anshuiensis is the source of this 2543-nucleotide messenger RNA. It is a transcript of the gene chrnd, whose product is annotated as cholinergic receptor, nicotinic, delta (muscle). NCBI's taxonomy places the organism in Eukaryota, Metazoa, Chordata, Actinopteri, Cypriniformes, Cyprinidae. Gene Ontology annotation, biological process: monoatomic ion transmembrane transport. The transcript is spliced from 13 exons. Gene Ontology annotation, molecular function: acetylcholine-gated monoatomic cation-selective channel activity; transmembrane signaling receptor activity. Gene Ontology annotation, cellular component: postsynaptic membrane. Bases 137 to 1705 code for a protein of 522 amino acids. The record is from RefSeq and is a predicted model, not a curated record.